AUGGAUAAAUUAUUAUCUUCCAUAUUUUGUUGUUCAAUUCGUUCAAAAGACGAUGGUAACGACAAAAUACAACAACGUACAACGACCAGUGUCACUUCAAAUAGACCAACACCACCGCCGCCAUUGUCAUCUGGUACUAAUCAAAAUAAGAAUACAACAACUUCUAAUAAACAUCCGACUACAGUGACAUCAACUUCGGCAACUACAUCAACUGAAAGCAGUGCCACUGGAGAUAGGAAUCUACGAACUAAUCCAGAUGGAUCAGAAAAUCAUCCUAAUACAACCCAUCCCAAUAACGACAAUAAUCCUAGGGAAAUCGUGGAGCAUGAUGAAGAUGUAGAAGAAGAUGACGAAGAUGAAGAAGAUGACGAUGACAUAUUGAAAGGGAAACAAAGAAUAUCAUCUAAAAAGGAAUUAUUAGACGACGCCCAUUCCGAAACAGAUACAAUCACCAAUACUAAUGAAGAAAGUAACAGCACGUCCAAACUUCAACAACAAGGCCAAGAACAACAACAAGAAAUACAGAAUCAGAGUAGAGAAAUUUCUAAUGAUAUAAUAACCACUGCCAACCCUGAAAAUACAUCUAAUUCUGUAAAUAACACUAAACUCACUGAAUUAGAAAUUGCCCAAUUAUCAGAACUAUCAGUUGAAGAACAUGAUGAGACCUCAUCAAAGGUGGCGACAAAAAUACCAGAACAAAUAGUAGUUACCAAACCUCCACAAAUUAUUGCCACUGGCGAAACCGAUGAAGAAUAUGAUGAUGAACUAGACGAAGAUGACGAAGAUGAAGAUGAAGAGGAUGAAGUAGACGAAGAUGACGAAUCAUAUCUUGAUUUGACUAAAUUACAAGAAGGCCAAGCAUAUAAUCCUGAAACCGGUUAUUUAUUAGGUCAUAAAGAUAAGAAUUUCGCCGGUAAAAAAUGUCUUAUUUUAGAUCUUGAUGAAACAUUAGUUCAUUCAUCAUUUAAAUAUUUACGUACUGCUGAUUUUGUCAUUCCAGUUGAAAUUGAUAAUCAAAUUCAUCAUGUUUAUGUUAUUAAACGUCCUGGAGUUGAUGAAUUUUUGAAAAAAGUUGGUCAAUGGUAUGAAGUUGUUGUAUUUACUGCAUCUGUUCUGAAAUAUGGUGAUCCAUUAUUGGAUAAAUUAGAUCUUCAUCAAUCAGUACAUCAUCGUUUAUUUAGAGAUUCAUGUUAUAAUUAUCAAGGUAAUUUUAUUAAGAAUUUAUCUCAAGUUGGUAGACCAUUAAGAGAUACAAUUAUAAUUGAUAAUUCUCCUGCUUCAUAUAUUUUCCAUCCUCAACAUUCCAUUCCUAUUAGUAGUUGGUUUAGUGAUACUCAUGAUAACGAAUUAUUAGAUCUUUUGCCAUUAUUGGAAGAUUUGGCAAAAAGUAAUGUCGAUGACGUGGGAUUAGUCUUAGAUAUUACCUUAUAG
Molecule: messenger RNA, 1431 nt
Organism: Hemisphaericaspora subhashii
Lineage: Eukaryota; Fungi; Ascomycota; Pichiomycetes; Serinales; Debaryomycetaceae
Product: phosphatase
Exons: 1
Coding region: 1-1431 (476 amino acids)
Cellular component (GO): plasma membrane
Molecular function (GO): phosphoprotein phosphatase activity
Source: RefSeq, a predicted model, not a curated record